AAAAUGUUCGGAAAAACAUUAAACAUAUCGCUCUAAGAUGCAUUAUUACAAAUAAACCUGCACUUUACAAGUAAUGCAAUGAUGAUGAUGAUGAUCGAGCGGACCAUUAAACAUGUGAGCGAUCUCACAAACAAAAUUGAAACUAAAAGUUUUGUAAUAUCACCACUUAACCUAUUUUUAAAAGUAACUAAAACAUUGUUUCGUCAUGCAAUAGGAGCCAUGUUUACUCAAGUUAAGGUUAUGUGAGGAAUGUUAUUUUUUUUCGUGUAAUGUUUACGUAAGAACGUUAAAGUUUGCAAAUUUGUGUUUCAGCGCUGUGGUUACAUGAAAUGAAGGAAAGUUUAUUUUUUUUUUGUAUAGUAAUUUAUUUUUUAAUUUUAUGGUUAUUUGUUGGAUAUUAGUAUUGUGUUUUUAAAUGCUGUAUAAAGUGAUCUGAAGUGAAUAAAACAGGAUUCGUUUCAAAUUACGAAGACUUACUCUGUUUUCAUGUCAAAAAAAAAAAAAAAUCACAAAACUCCAUAUUGCUUGUAUUACUUCUUUUCUGUCAAUCGUUUAUAAUUCAAUGCGUUCAAACUUUUGCAGCUACUAUUGCACUUCCAUAAAAGCAAAAUCUUCGUCAUUUAAAAAAACAAAAAAACACAAAACAAUUUCAAGAUUCCGUUCGCUCGUUUUUUGUUUUCAUGCUGUAAAAAUAAAUCAAAAUGUCUCCAAAAAGAAGUUUGAAUUUUCUUUCUUUUUUCUUUCCCGGCUCUUGUUCAGCAAAUUUCUACAAGCACGACGGUAUUUUUUCUACCAUACCAUUAAGCGGAACUCAUAAGGUUAGCCAUAUCGUCUGGUGAAAGAAAUGUUUCACCGUAACCUCAUUGCAUUUUCUCAUUGCUUUUGUUGAAAUUUGUCACCGAAAGAAAAUAAGUGGUGAGAAGACGAUAUAUAUAUAUCAUACCUAGGCGAUAGAUAGAUUUUUUAUUGACAUUUGGUGUUAAGAAGAAUAGACCAGUUUCAGACUUAAAAUUGACCAAUUACUGAUAAAUAACACAUUGAUCACUAAAGCGCCUCCAAUGCAAUAGUUCGCAGUCAUAUAAUUAAAAUAUUAUUUUUUUACUUAUGCUAACAAACAAUUGUAUUUGAAUGAUAUUGACGUGCUAGUUGGGUUAAAAUAUGUAUUCUUGAUACGUUUUCUGAUCAUUUUCUUUCUAGAAGCAACUGCAUAUGAAUAUGACAAUGAACUUAAUGUAUUUGGUGUUCAGUUUCUUCGCAUUUCUUUUUGCAAACUGUCUACAAGAAAACACGUGUGAUUUUGAGGAAGAAGGAGUUAUCUGGACACCAUGUGGAGAUCACAAUGUCACCAAUACACAAUGCACAGAUGUUUAUAACUGUUGCGUUGCCCCGGAGAAAUUUUUAAAGAAAAGAAAUUGGACAGAAACAUGUUUAAAAGUGUCUAAAAGCCCAGGUAUCACAAAUGGAACCUGUCAAUACUACAAUGGUUCGGUAUGUUUCCAAUCAGAUGCUGAAAAGAAUAGCACAAACAUAUACCGAUAUAUAGAUUCUAAAAUUGGUAUGGAACAAACAGAUGAAAUUUUUGGAGAGUUUUUUGAAGCCCUUCGAGAUAGAGCUGUUAGCAGGCAGGAAUGUACUGAUAUUCUCUCCCCAGCGAUGUGCACCUAUGGGAUUCCCGCAUGCUACUAUGAUGGCACACCACAACAAAUUUGUCGAGAAGAUUGCGAACAUAUAAUGGAGUUAUGCAAGGACGAUUUAAGUAAAUUAUUAGGAGCAAUACAGUAUAUAUCACUUAAAAAAAGAAUCGACUUUGCACAUCUCGCUGUUUUGGAAGGGUGUGGUUCUUUUCAAUAUUCAUAUGAAAUUGACAGCAGAUCGAACAAAACGUGUGCUUACCUGUUUAAAGAUCUUGAUAGAAGUCGACCAAUUGCAGCUGAGAGUUCGAAAUUACCAUUAAUUGCCACAGUAUCCGCAGCUGUUGUGCUUGUGGUCACAAUUGUUGUAAUCGUUCUUGUGUUGCGUCAUCUUCGAAAAAGAAAACAAAUGUACAAAGGUGAUCAUGAAGGCGCUACCUCGAUGACUUCAAUUCGUGAUCGAAUCCGACAGGAUUCAUACGUCAAUCCAUUAAUGGAGCUGUUAGCUAGCUCAAAACCUGGAGAGCUAGUACAAUAUCCGCUUGAUUGCGUCGAAUACAUUCGAGAUCUUGGUGAAGGACAAUUUGGAAAAGUUUUUCAAGGACGUGUGCAUGGUGUUGUCAAAGGUGAGGAGAGUACAGACGUUGCAGUCAAAUGUUUGAAAGAAGGUUCCUCACCACAAGCGCUUGAUGAGUUUCACAAAGAAGUUGCAUUGAUGUCAGUGCUACAACAUGUGAACAUAUUGCGCUUACUUGCUGUGUCGACAGAAGAAGAACCAUAUUGCAUGAUUUUUGAAUUCAUGGAAAACGGUGACUUGAACGAGUACUUGAGAAAGUGGAAAGGAAAAGAGCACCUUAACGACAACGAUUUGAUCAAAAUAUGCAAACAUGUGGCAGCUGGAAUGGAGUAUUUAGCCUCAAAGAAAUUUCUUCAUCGAGAUCUUGCAACAAGAAAUUGCUUAGUUGGAACGGAUAUGUUUGUAAAGAUAGCAGAUUUUGGAAUGUCCAGAAAUAUUUACCACUCUGAUUAUUAUAGGGUCGGUGGCGAGGCAAUGUUGCCUAUUCGCUGGAUGCCACCCGAAGCGAUCUUAUAUGGUAAAUUUACUGUGGCAGCAGACGUUUUUUCGUUUGGUGUUGUAUUAUGGGAAAUAUUUAGCUUUGCACUUCAACCGUUUUAUGGAUAUUCAAAUGAAGAAGUCAUUGAUUUCAUUAAGAAGGGAGUUCUCUUACCCCAACCAGAAGAUUGUCCUGAAUGGAUAUACAACAUAAUGUUGGGAUGCUGGAAACGUGAACCUGAAGAUAGAAUGAGUUUCUCACAAGCAUUAAAGUUGUUGAAAGGACAGUUUCCUGAUUAUGACGAACCAAGAGGAGCAUCACCCUCCACAUCAGCUGAAGGCUACGAUGUUGUCACUGUCAUUCCACCAGAGUCAACGUACGAUCAGGUUCCAUUGCACAAUGAAGACGAAGACGAAAAAGUUGCUCCUACGACGGAGGGUAAACAAUAUUAUCAAAAUGUAAAAACAUCUAUGGAAAAAAAUCCGAGUUUAGCAGAAGAAGCACCGUGCUAUCAAAACAUCAAGCCAAAUCAACCGCACCAAAAUAAUGACGAUGGACAUUCAAACGGUGCAUUUGAUGAUGACAACAAUCUCACUGCUUCUCUCGUACCUGCAGAACUACGAAGAACUUCAAAAACAAACAAUAAGACAAACUCUCUCCCAAAAGUUAGAAAAAGUAUUGAAAAAAAAGCUUUGAAGGUCUCCAAAACAGACUCAUAUCCACGUGGUGGAGGCUCUUUGGGUGGAGGUCGUUCUAUUAAAGAUGUUUUAAAAGAAGAUGCAAGAUAUGUGUCUGGAGACAGUCUCGCGAAAGCUGCAGAACCAAUCGAUGCACCGAGUAGGCACAUCCAACCUUCAUUUCGUCCAUCAAGUGAAUUUCUACAAUUUCAUGGUUACGGUGAAGAUAUUCAGGCUACAGACCCUGAUGAAAGAAAUAUGAUAAAGAAAAUAAUUGAAGGUGAUCACUCAAAGCAUGGAAAAUAGUUCUUUUUGAUCAAAGAGCUGACUAUGUUGAUGCAAACAACAAGGCAAUAAACAUCGCACUUUGAAGGCAUCCUGACCACCCGUGGUCGUGUUUUGUAUUUAAAGUUCCCGCUGAUUGGCUGUUAUUGGAACGACCUCUUUUGUCAAUUUAGCCACUAAAAUACUUUCUUGGUUCUUUCAUAAGAUAGACUUAAAAACGUUUUUAUUAAGUUUUGUGAGAUUAUGUGCUGGUAAAUACAUUAUUGAUUCGAUAUUCAAAGUUUUAUUCAAACGAAGAUGAUAUUUAAUAGUUGUUUCAAGAAAUAUUUUGAGUUUUUAAACCGUCAACUGGAUUCCAUAUCAGGAGGCAAGAAAAAUGAAACACGCUUCUAAAACUACUUGAAAUAAUUCUUAUUUUUAUUUAUCUGAAUAAUACUCCGAAGCUCAUAUGCGGUGUACAUUUAAUAUUAUGUUUAUUAUAAGCAUAUAUUUUGCUUUUAUAUUUUGCUUUACGGUUUUUUCGAAGUAAAGGAAACCAGAAACUCUAGUCACGGAUGACAUAGCAUUGAUAUCAUUUAUUUUAACGCAACCACAUGAAUUUAUUUUUUUGUAGAAUAACAUCCGUUUGACUUCAACUUAGAAUUUAGCGAAUUUAAAAAUUUAAAUUGAUAACUGAUUCAUUGAAAAAUUGUUUAGAGAAAACACUGAAAACAUAAUGAUUUUCGCGUGUACCGCAAACUUCUUUUAAUUUCGCGAAAACUUGUUUUGAGUAUGCGAAAAUAUUUUAAAAUUGCUUUUUACUAACUAACAAAAAAUUGUUUUAGUGGAAAAAUAAAAAUUCAUUUUAGCAAGCGAAUUCGUUCACCCAAUUUUGUUAUUCAUAGAGAAAAAGUCAGCGUAAAAAAAGUCGGUAAAAAUUUUGAAUCGGUUAAGUUAUUAGUUACCCGCACAAAAUUUACAAACUAUUUAUCACAAUACUUAUUGAGUUUAUAAAAUCUUGGAUGAAAUAAAAACAAAUGUGUUUGUUUUCUCCAAAAAUUUUAUACAAAGAAAUUUGUUACGAUCCUUCGUUUCAUACAAUAAUUUCAAGCAACUGAAAAUGCCUGUUACUUCCUUUUCAAGAAAUUCUUUUCUUAAUGGAAUAAAAAGGGGAUCAAAAUUGACAAAGUCGAAAAAAAAUCAUUAAAAUAAGGAAAAUAUUUUGAUCGCUAAAAAACUUUAGUUACUAAGAAAAAAUUUAAUCAUUACCUACAAAAUUUUUUCAUUGAAAUGCAAAAGAUAUAAAAGCGGUGUAAAACUAUAGUUGUUAUUUUCAUAUUGUGUAAAAAGAAGAUAAAAUAAUCAGAAUUUUUAGGAUUUUAUAACAAUGUAUAGCAAAUUUUAUUGAUUAUAGAUUUUUUUUAGUCGAAAUUUUUUAUUUGUAGUAAAAUGUUUUUAACACAUCGAUUUUAUAUGUAGGUAUGUAUCAUAUUUUAGAUAAAAAAAAGUUAACUAAAAAAUUGGA
Molecule: messenger RNA, 5152 nt
Organism: Hydractinia symbiolongicarpus
Lineage: Eukaryota; Metazoa; Cnidaria; Hydrozoa; Anthoathecata; Hydractiniidae
Product: muscle, skeletal receptor tyrosine-protein kinase-like
Exons: 13
Coding region: 1210-3669 (819 amino acids)
Biological process (GO): multicellular organism development; positive regulation of kinase activity; protein phosphorylation
Cellular component (GO): signaling receptor complex; membrane
Molecular function (GO): transmembrane receptor protein tyrosine kinase activity; protein binding; ATP binding
Source: RefSeq, a predicted model, not a curated record